Messenger RNA from Pectinophora gossypiella (pink bollworm), 6591 nucleotides. RefSeq names its product collagen alpha-1(IV) chain (gene Col4a1). The transcript has 12 exons. Gene Ontology annotation, molecular function: extracellular matrix structural constituent. Gene Ontology annotation, cellular component: collagen trimer. NCBI's taxonomy places the organism in Eukaryota, Metazoa, Arthropoda, Insecta, Lepidoptera, Gelechiidae. The record is from RefSeq and is a predicted model, not a curated record. The coding region runs from base 134 to 5566 and encodes 1810 amino acids.
GCCGCCGGGGCGCAGGCCGCACGCGAGGGGGGACCCGGGGUGAGCUGGCCUCCGCCCGACCACUCCUCGCUCCUUAGUAUCCCGGCACAAACGGCGCGCGCGCACGGGACUCAGGCGCAGCGCGCUCCGGGCCAUGGCGGUCCGCGUACUAUGGUUGGUGGCUGCGCUAGCGCCCAUAAUAGGAGUGAACACGCAAGAAGAUCGUUAUGAAUGGAAUGACAUACGCGAAAGUCGAUGGCCACCGGCGGAGUGGUCGCCGCUGCCUUCGGCGGAGCCCACCCGAGUGAACACUUACGGACUGUCGCGGAGGCCGGACUUGCCACCAUCACCGCAGCCCCCGCAGCCGCCGCAGGCCUCUGGAUUCAACUUCAACAACUAUGCCGCUUACGACCCUGUUACCAGACAGCGCACCUCCGAAAGAAACUGCACCUCGCCCGGCUGUUGCCAGCCCAAAUGCUUCGCAGAAAAAGGAAACCGGGGAUUCCCUGGUGUGCGCGGACCCCCAGGCCCACCAGGAGCACCGGGUCACGUAGGUCCCGAAGGUCCCCAAGGUUCUAAAGGUCAAAAGGGACAAAUGGGUCCUCAAGGUCCGCGUGGACCUAAGGGUGAAAGAGGAAAACCUGGUCAACAAGGUUUCGUUGGUUUGUCUGGUCCACCGGGUCCGCAAGGUGAGCCAGGUGUGGCCGGUUUGCCCGGUAGAGACGGCUGUAAUGGUACAGAUGGUGAACCCGGUCCGCUGGGUCCUAAGGGAAAUCAGGGACCGCGUGGUUUUCCGGGUAUGAAAGGUGGUAAAGGAGACAAAGGAGAACCGGCCACUACUGGUCGUUAUCCCAAAGGACAGAAAGGAGAGCCUGGAGCGGAUGGUUUAUCAGGAAGACAAGGUCCUGUGGGGCCUUCUGGUCCACCUGGGCUACAAGGACCAAAAGGAAAUACGGGUCCUAUGGGAUUCGCGGGUGCCAAAGGUGACAAAGGGUCUAAAGGUAUAAAAGGACAAUCAAUUCAAGGAGAUAAAGGUGACAGAGGUGAUCGAGGAGACAGAGGUCCCAGUUGUCCUCCUGUCACAUUACCAUUUGAACAUAAAGGUGCCACCAAAGGUAUUCAAGGAGAUAUGGGUCCCAAAGGAGAAAAAGGUGAACCUGGUAGAAUGGGCGACAAAGGUGAUACUGGUCCGAUGGGUGAACCGGGAUUACCAGGACAAAUGGGAUCAAAAGGAGAAAAAGGAAUCAGGGGAAACCCUGGUGAUCGUGGUCGAGAUGGAAUGUAUGGUGCUCCUGGCCCAAUGGGACAAAAAGGUGACCGGGGCAAUGAUGGUUUGCCCGGUCUUUCUGGAAGGCCUGGGUCGAAGGGUGAACCUGGAUUAGAUGGAGCUCCUGGGCCACGCGGACUUAAAGGUAUACAAGGUCCGUCUGGUGGCCUUACUGGAUCAAGAGGUCCACCUGGACCCCCUGGCCCUAGAGGUUAUGACGGGCCCGCUGGGCCUAGAGGAACUGAUGGAAAACCUGGAGACAGAGGUGAACCUGGCCCAAUGGGACCUCCUGGUGGGCAAGGAGAACCCGGUAAUCCUGGAAUAGAAGGCCCAGCAGGCCAUAAAGGCGAAAAGGGAGAACCAGGCUUAAACGGGGCUCAAGGUGAGAUAGGGCCACGAGGUUAUGAUGGACCUAUGGGACCACAAGGACCAAGAGGGCCUAAAGGAGAAGAUGGAUUCAGUAUACCUGGUAACAAAGGAAACAGCGGUUUACCUGGGCAUCCAGGGGACAAAGGUCAAAAGGGUGAAAGAGGAUAUCCAGGUUUACGAGGUGUGCCAGGAAACUCUACUUUAGGUACCCCGGGAAGUCCCGGCGAAAUGGGUCCACCUGGAGAAAAAGGUAACCCAGGCCAACCUGGAUUUGACGGUCUUCCUGGAAAUCCUGGACAAAAAGGAGAUUUAGGUGGGCGCUGUAAUGAAUGUUGGCCUGGUGGCCCGGGACCUAAAGGAGACCGUGGUUCAGAUGGCAACCCCGGAGAACGCGGUGAACGUGGACCAGCGGGACCAGUUGGUCUUCCUGGUGAACGAGGAAUGGACGGUAUCAACGGUAGCCCUGGAGCACCCGGUGCGCUGGGCGACCGCGGAGAUGAUGGACCUAUCGGCCCACCAGGUCCCAAAGGAGCCGAUGCUAUUAUACCAUCUAACCUUGUGAAAGGGCCUCCUGGCGCAAAAGGAAAUCAAGGUGAACGCGGUUACCCAGGAGCCAAAGGUGAAAGGGGACGCGACGGACCUAAAGGUGACCGUGGCCCAGUAGGCAUGCCUGGCACGAAGGGCGAUCAAGGACUAAUGGGUCCACCUGGAGAAAGUGGAAUACCUGGAAGUGACGGCUCAUCAGGACUACCGGGUAUGCCAGGCCUUUCCAUCAAAGGAGAAAAAGGUUUGCCGGGAGAUUUUGGACUAAAAGGAGAUAAAGGCUUCCCAGGAAGAAUUGGUAUUAAGGGUGAACCAGGUCAAUGUCCAGCAAAUUUACAAGAAUUAACCAAAGGUGAUAGAGGAGCACCAGGAAUGCCAGGUCCUGAGGGGCCCGAAGGCGAUGCUGGAGAAAAGGGUGAUAAAGGUUUCCCGGGUCGCCCUGGACUUAAAGGAGACAUGGGAUUGCCAGGCAGACAGGGUCCAGUGGGACCUCGUGGUCUUCCAGGACCUAGAGGCGAUAAAGGUGACAUGGGUCCUAUGGGCUUCCCAGGAACGCCAGGAGGACCAGGUGAUAGAGGAUUCCCGGGCAAACCAGGCUUUAAGGGAGAUAAAGGAGAAGUCGGACCAUCCAUGCCUGGACCGCCAGGCCCUCCAGGUCUGACCGGGCGUAAAGGUGAACCAGGAUUGAGAGGAAUACCCGGCACACCAGGUAAUGAUGGGCCACCUGGCCCUAUGGGACUACCUGGAGAAAAGGGAGAGCCAGGAUUUCCUGGACGUCCAGGUUUCCCAGGUCAACCGGGUCAAAAAGGUGACGCUGGUCCAGUUGGACCUCCAGGAGUACCAGGAACACCUGGAUUACCAGGAAGAGAUGGGCCUAAAGGUCAGCAAGGUUUUCCAGGUAUAGCAGGAACACCAGGUGUUAUUGGUUUACCAGGCCAAAAAGGAGAACCAGGAAUGCAAGGGCCCGAUGGUCCAAAGGGUUUCCCUGGAGCAAGAGGCCGGCCUGGCGCUCCAGGUAUUGCCGGAUCUGAUGGUAUCCCAGGUGAAAAAGGUGACAAAGGUAAUAUUGGUUAUCCGGGUUCGCCUGGUUCGCCGGGACUCAUGGGACCUUCAGGGCCAAUGGGAGCACCAGGGUUGAAGGGAGACCAAGGUUUCGAAGGACCACCAGGACAACCAGGAAGACCAGGAGACAGAGGUGAAAAAGGAGACAGAGGUUUCACAGGUCCGUCCGGUCCCAAAGGAGAACCAGGAUUUGCUUCUGACAAAGGACAGAAAGGAGAACCGGGUAUACUAGGUCUUAGAGGAUCUGAUGGAUUACCUGGACUAGACGGAGCGAAGGGUGAUAAGGGUAAUGCAGGAUUACCUGGCUUCGGAUUACAGGGGCCCGCUGGACCAAAGGGUGAUAUCGGUAUGCCUGGUAUGGAUGGCUUCCCUGGUCAGCCAGGGCCAAAAGGAGAUCGUGGCUAUCCAGGUUUUCGAGGACCGAAAGGUGACACUGGCCCUACAGGUGAGCCGGGACAACCAGGGUUACCUGGUCUAGACGGUACUCCCGGACAACAAGGUGAUAUUGGACCGUCAGGACCAGAGGGCUUAAAAGGUGACAAGGGUGAAUCUGGACUUCCUGGACGAGAUGGAUUCGAUGGUCUUAAAGGAGAACAAGGCCCGAUGGGACCUCCUGGUUCACCUGGUCCAUUUGGUAGUCCGGGACCUAAGGGAGACAGAGGCCCACCUGGCCCGUCUAUAGACGUCAAAGGAGAAAAAGGAGACAUCGGCCCGCAGGGUAUACCUGGAGCUCCUGGUCCUAAAGGAGAAAGAGGAUUGGAUGGAGCUCAAGGUAUUCAGGGUGAAAAGGGUGACCGUGGAUAUACUGGAAUGAAAGGGGAAAUGGGUCGAAUUGGAUUAACGGGAGAAAAAGGAGACCGCGGCCCAGCUGGACCUGACGGCAUACCGGGUUUAACGAUCAAAGGAGAAAAGGGAUUGCCCGGCACCGCGGGAAAACAUGGUCGUGCUGGUCUACCGGGAGCACCUGGUGAAAAGGGUGACCAAGGCUUACCAGGUCUGCCAGGACCAUCUGGCCGCCCCGGCACCCCUGGCGCGCCGGGACCACCGGGCGAAAAAGGUGACCAAGGUCGUGAAGGUCUCGCAGGACCACCCGGUUUUGAUGGCACUCCAGGUCGCGAAGGACCUCCUGGUAUUAUGGGAGCUAAGGGUGACAAAGGUGAUAGAGGUGCUACUGGAUUCGGACAACCGGGCGACAAAGGAGAUCAAGGACUUCCAGGUCCACCUGGUUAUCAAGGUCAAAAAGGUGACAAAGGAGAUCGCGGCUUAAACGGGCUCGAUGGCCAACCAGGCCCCAUGGGCCCCACAGGUCCAAAAGGUGACAGAGGAUUCCCUGGAAGAAUAGGUCUGCAGGGCGCCAUAGGUUUGAAAGGUGACAAAGGUGAACCAGCAAAUAUCGUGUAUGGGCCCAAAGGAGAGCCAGGGCCACGUGGACCUCGAGGUAACGACGGACUGCCAGGAAGAAAUGGGGAGCCUGGUUCACCAGGUCUAAACGGUAGCCCGGGUGCGAAAGGCGAUCGUGGAUUCCCUGGUCAAUCCGGUCCUCCGGGACCGCCAGGGCCGAUGGGCCUGCAAGGCCUACAAGGUGAGCGAGGAGAGAUCGGUCGUACAGGAUCCACAGGCCCUCCUGGUCCCCCGGGUGCACCGUGUACAACAACGGACUAUCUGACCGGAAUAUUGUUAGUUCGCCACAGUCAAACUGAAUAUGUGCCACAAUGUGAAUCCGGACACGUCAAACUCUGGGACGGUUAUUCGUUAUUGUACAUCGAUGGCAAUGAAAAAUCCCACAAUCAAGAUUUAGGUUACGCUGGAUCCUGUGUAAGAAAGUUCAGUACGAUGCCUUUCCUCUUCUGCGACCUCAACGAUGUAUGCAAUUACGCUAGCAGAAACGAUCGAAGUUACUGGUUGUCGACAAACAAACCUAUACCAAUGAUGCCUGUGGAAGGAAAUGAAAUAAUACAGUACAUUUCAAGAUGUGUAGUAUGUGAAGUGCCAUCUAACGUAAUUGCUGUGCACAGUCAAUCACUUGCCGUACCCGACUGUCCCGGAGGUUGGAGCGAACUUUGGAUAGGAUACAGUUUUGUUAUGCACACGGGUGCUGGAGCGCAGGGAGGCGGCCAGGCGCUGUCUAGUCCGGGAUCGUGCCUUGAAGACUUCCGCGCGGCGCCUUUCAUAGAAUGUAACGGAGAGGGUGGCACUUGUCAUCACUUUGCCAACAAACUAAGUUUCUGGCUCACAACCAUAGAAGACAGCCAACAAUUUGCGCAGCCGGAUCGACAGACAUUCAAAUCAGGACGUCUCCUCGAGCGCGUGUCACGAUGCGCCGUAUGCAUCAAGAACGCUACUUAAACCAGUAGGGUAUUUCAGAAUAAGUGUGUACAAUGCAAACGACUACUCCGAAAGAUAUAGCCUAGCCAUAAAACUUGACUAUUUACUAGUCAAUGUUUGAAGAGAUCCGAAAUAUCACUAACAAACUAUUUUAAUUAAUUAUUUGAAACUUAGUAAUGUACAUAAAUAUCAAUCAAUAACUAUAUUAUAUAUUUCAGUGUGAUUAUAUUUUUAAAAAGUCUACUUGUUACGUUUUUGUUCCCGUGUAAUAAAUCAUUUGACGUUGUGGAAAUCAUAGCAAAAAAAAAUAUUUUAUUUGACAUCAUCUCACCAGUAGUUUUUCAAUAAUAAAUCACACUGAUCAGUUAAAUCUUGAUUUUCAAAAUUAAAAUAAAAUACGAUGUUGGAGUGAAUAAUUGAAGUAGGUAGGAACCUAGAUCUAACUUCUUCAAGGGAGCAUUUAUGAUUUCCUAAUGAAAAUACACCAAAGCAAAUUAAACUAAGAUUCCUUAUUUAUAGUUUUCAAAGAGUUUUAUCUAAUAUUCACCUCGUAUGUCCAUAAAUUUAUAAUUAUAAAUCGCGAUAUAAUCGUAUUAUUUGGAAUAUCCUACUUAUAUGUUAUAAGUUCACUAGUCAGAAGUUAAUUCUGUUUCUAUGUCAGCUAGAGUAGCCUCUCUAAAUACCCCUCUGCGAUGUUGUAUUCGAGUAUGAUUCAAUAUUUAUAUGUCUGGGUUUAUUUUUUAUUAUAUUAAAAUUAAGCUUGUGAUAAUUUAAAUGUGCUUAACCUUUGUAUAUACUUACUUUAUAAUAAUACAAAUAUAUACAAAUUACUAAAUUAACUAUUCAAUAAAUGAGAUCAGACAUCAACUUCUUCAAUGAAAUCUACAUUAGAAAAUGAAUAUUAUCACCGUGCAGAUGUGUGAAGUGAGAAGUAAUGAUUGAUGUAAGUAAAUUGUAAGCACUGCCAAUGUAGAUAAUUUUAUAUAAGUAUAGAAUAAUUCUUAUUGUAAGAACUCAUACUUAAAAUAAACACAUAAAAUGUUUGA